Thlaspi arvense is the source of this 630-nucleotide messenger RNA. The record is from the annotation of a GenBank genome assembly. Lineage: Eukaryota; Viridiplantae; Streptophyta; Magnoliopsida; Brassicales; Brassicaceae.
AUGAUAUUCACAUUCAAUGACAUUCCCUUUGAAAAAUGGAAUGGCCGACUCGAUGAAUUUCAUGCAUGGAUGACUUCUGAAGCCAUCACAUCACGCCUAGAGCUUGUCAUUCAGCUGUUUACGGCACGACUAUCCGGAGCUUUCAAAGAAUGGUGGAAUUCACUGGGUGAAUACCGACAGCAGGAAGUCUAUCAGACGACUAUUCCAUUACUUUUGGGAGAAAUCCACAGAGAAUUCAUCGUUACAACAGAAGUUCUAGGAUCUUCUGCGCCUGUAAAAGAUCUAAUCAUGGGAUGGGAUACGUACUAUGUGCUAAAGAAGAGAUUCGAUAUCUCACUCGAGCCACGGGGAAUGAAAUGGAAGUCUUUCUACAAAGCCUUCACAACAAUACCUCACAUAUUCUCACUUGAAGAAGCGGCACCUCCCGAAUUCGACAAGAUCAAAGAAGAAAUCACAAUAAUCUCCUGUGCAGAUUCUCAUACUGAUUUCCUUCAGAAGUGCAACAAUCCACUAUGGCUAAAUUUGGAGUUCUUUGUGUCAUUACCUUUCAAAGAAGAUGUUCACACCACUCCGACAAAGGCGAGUCAUGCAGGAAUGCCACACUUCUCCAUCUUUCCUAGUUGUUUCUAA